AUGAGCGAGCCCCAGUUCUUCGAGACCAUCAGCAAGUCCUUCGUCGACGUCCCCGUCACCGAGGCCGGUGUCGACACCGCCGCCUUCCUCGAGGCCGCUGAGCAGGUCGUCAAGAUCUUCGGUGAGUUUGGACUUCCUGGGGUAGAACUAACGUUGCAGGUCUCUUUGGCAACCCUGCCUUCUCUGUUGUCCAGAACGACCUUACUGGCAACAUCAACCGGGGAAGGCCGUCCGCGGAUAGAGCUGACGUCGUUACAGAAGGUCCGCACCUACUUCCUCGCCAACCCGACCGAGGCUGCCACCCUUGAGUCCCUCCUCGCCCUCGACAAGGCCCAGCACCCGAAGCAGAAGGACCGUGUCGCCACCGACGCUCUUAUGUGGCUCCUCCGUGGCCUCAAGUUCACCUCGAUGGGUCUCCGAAACAACCUUUCCGCGCCCACUGAGGAGCUCUCGGCCUCGUUCACCAAGGCGUACGAGGGCUCCCUCAGGAAGUUCCACGGCAUGAUGGUCCGCCCGAUUUUCGCUCUCGCCAUGAAGGCCUGCCCCUACCGUGCUACCUUCUACCCCAAGCUCGGUGAGCCUCAGGCUGAGGUCCUUCCCAAGCUGGAGGCGUGGCUCGCCGCUCUCGAGGCGAUCGUUGCCCGCGAGGCGACCGUCUUCAAGGAGGGCGCCUACGGCGAGAUCUAA
Molecule: messenger RNA, 687 nt
Organism: Trichosporon asahii var. asahii CBS 2479
Lineage: Eukaryota; Fungi; Basidiomycota; Tremellomycetes; Trichosporonales; Trichosporonaceae
Exons: 4
Coding region: 1-687 (228 amino acids)
Biological process (GO): intermembrane lipid transfer; ceramide transport
Cellular component (GO): cytoplasm; membrane; cytosol
Molecular function (GO): ceramide 1-phosphate transfer activity; ceramide 1-phosphate binding
Source: RefSeq, a predicted model, not a curated record